Molecule: messenger RNA, 1007 nt
Organism: Alosa alosa (allis shad)
Lineage: Eukaryota; Metazoa; Chordata; Actinopteri; Clupeiformes; Clupeidae
Product: GPI-linked NAD(P)(+)--arginine ADP-ribosyltransferase 1-like
Exons: 3
Coding region: 92-895 (267 amino acids)
Molecular function (GO): NAD+ poly-ADP-ribosyltransferase activity; NAD+-protein-arginine ADP-ribosyltransferase activity
Source: RefSeq, a predicted model, not a curated record
AGCAGUUUAUAAGUCACUUGACUUUACACAUUGAGUCUGUUUUUUUCUGAUCUCCUCGUCUGUUGUCCUACCUUGCCUCCAUACAGGCGGAAUGAUGAAAUCUGCUGUACUGGUUCUCAUCCUGACAACUGGAGUUACCUUUGGAAAGGAGGAGUACGCAUUGGACAUGGCGGACAACUCUGUUGAUGAUCAGUACCAGGAAUGCACAGAGAAGAUGUCACGCAUGGUUGAGAAUACUUAUCUAAAAGAUGAACUGAAGAGGUCAAAGAACUUCAGCGCAGCUUGGAGUGAAGGCCAGCAGUGGUGUUCCAGUAAUAAGAAAGGAGAUAAUUUGGGAGGAAUUAAUUACUGCACUGCCUUGUACGUGUAUACUCUACUUGACCCACCGAUAUAUAAAGCUUUCAAUACUGACACUCGUUGUGGGAAAACUCAAUACACAGGACAGACAUAUCAGUGGUAUUCUCUUCACUUUUUGUUGACACGUGCAGUACAAGUUCUGAAGGAUAGAGAAAGGAAAAAUGGAACUGAAUGCAGAUCAGUGUAUCGUGGUACAGGGGUUCCAUUUAAAAAAGAUGUUUUGCACAAAGAGAUUCGAUUAGCCUCAUUUACAUCCUCUUCCCUCAAACUCAACGUGACAAAGAGUUUUGGAAAUGUGUCGUGUUUUGAAAUCAACACAUGCCAUGGUGCCAAUAUCACAGAGUAUUCCGCCAAUCCAGAUCAGGAAGAGGUCCUGAUUCCUCCAUAUGAGACCUUUAAAGUCACAGAAGUCAACAAUCCUGGUCUCUGGUGUAAAACUGUCUAUAAGCUGCAGAGCACUGGGAUCAAAAGCAACCUGAACUGUUCAGAGGCGCUAACAAGCAAGGCUUCGUCAGACCAGCACAUCGACGAACUUUGAUUUGGUACACAUCCGCCACCGCCUUUUAGGGGAAAGCAGAUCGCUUUGAUUGAGUGGAAACCAAUGGAGCAGCAUCAACGUGGGGAGGGAAAAGGGCUAAUGGGAGUCAGGU